AUGACUUUAACCUUAAAGGGAGUUUACCACAUCACGGCAUUUAGUUGGUAUGCUUUUGUUGUGAUCACUCUGGCUGCUAAAGAUGGAGAACAAUUGCCACCUGGGAUCUUUGUGUAUGGAGGACCUUGGAAAUACCUCACGUUUUUGAACUUGCUACUCCAAAUGGUAUUCUUUGGACUGGCCGCACUUAACGAUCUUCAAUACGGAAAAAGCUUGGACAGCACACUGAACAGAUGUACAGAUUUAAUAUUCUCCGUCUUUUCCUUCCCGGUGGGCACGUUUGUCGUCGUGCUUUUUUGGGCUAUCUUUGCUUACGACAGAGAGUUAGUCUACCCGGCAACUAUUGACGCCUUCCUACCUCCUUGGAUAAACCACGCCAUGCACACAUGUGUUCUUCCUUUGUUACUGGGAGAAUUUCUGGUGCAGCCGCACGCCUACCCGCAGACCAAGGAUGCGGUGGCCACACUGGGAGUCGUGGGUGUGGGUUACCUUCUUUGGAUUGUCUGGGUGUACUUCUCCGCGGGGAUUUGGGUGUAUCCCCUCCUUGGCCAUUUCAGUGCUGUCGGACUGCUGUGCUUCUUUUGUUUGAACAUGUCUGUGGUGACCUUGCUUUACCUGCUUGGAAACCAACUCAACCGCUGCGUGUGGAAAUACCCACACUGA
Nerophis lumbriciformis (worm pipefish) is the source of this 663-nucleotide messenger RNA. The record is from RefSeq and is a predicted model, not a curated record. NCBI's taxonomy places the organism in Eukaryota, Metazoa, Chordata, Actinopteri, Syngnathiformes, Syngnathidae.